AUGUAUGAUCGAGCGGCACGUUCAUUUCACCUUAAGAUUGGUUGUACACCAGAUCAUGUUGGACCGGGUAGCUAUGAUCAUCGAAGGAAAAAAAUUGCUGAAGAAAGUUAUGCACCAUUUUUAUCACUUUCCAGUCGUGGUGAUGUAUUUUCUAAUGAUGACAAUCCUGGUCCAGGUCAUUAUGAUAUUCGAAAUGGUCCGUCGCCAACAAUUAAAGUAAGAUAG
Molecule: messenger RNA, 225 nt
Organism: Rotaria sp. Silwood1
Lineage: Eukaryota; Metazoa; Rotifera; Eurotatoria; Philodinida; Philodinidae
Source: the annotation of a GenBank genome assembly